AUGACUUCAAGCAAUCUGAAAUCGGAAUAUGACAUCGUCUUCGCGGGAGGGGGCACCGCGGCCUGCGUUACGGCUGCUCGUCUCUCGAAAGCUGACCCUAGCCUCUCCAUCCUCCUGAUUGAGCAGGGCGGCGAUAAUUUGGACGAUCCCGCUGUAGUCACGCCCGCCAUGUUCUUGAGUCAUCUGUUUCCGGGAAGUAAAACUGUCUUGUUUCACGCCGCCAAGAGAGAAUCCAGCCUCGCAGAUCGUGCAUUGGUGGUGCCUUCUGGAGGAUUGCUCGGCGGUGGCUCUUCCAUCAACUUUACCAUGUAUACGCGAGCUUCCGCGGUCGAUUUCGACUCUUGGAAAACAGAGGGAUGGGACGGGACAAGUAUGCUGGCUCUCGCGAACAAGGCAGAGAAUCAUCAGUUGAAUGACCCAAAGAUUGACAAGAGCGCUCAUGGGCAGAACGGGCCCAUACAAGUCAGCUACGGAACCCACCACCCCAACAUGAAUCAUGACGACAUCUUUGACGCUGCCCAGGCUGUUGGAGUACCUCAAGUCUCCAACUUGCAGGAUUUUGAGGUCGGUCACGGUUUCGAGCGAUGGGCCAAAUAUAUCAGUCCCGACGGCAAGCGACAAGACACAGCCCACUGCUACCUCCAUCCGUUGCUGAAGUCGGGCAGCUAUCCUAACCUUCACAUUCUAACCAACUCGAUCGUCACCCGAGUCAAAUUUGAAGGCACGCGCGCCAUUGGCGUUGAAUAUGAGCCGACCACAAAUUCCGCGAAAACGGCGGCGGCGUUCAUCGCUACCAAGAAGCAAGUGGUCGUCGCUGCAGGUGCUCUCAACACCCCUCUUAUCCUCGAGCGAUCCGGCAUUGGGAAGGGCGAACUGCUGCGCGGACUCGGAAUUGACGUUGUUUCUGACCUGCCUGGUGUGGGCGAGGACUACCAGGACCACAACUUGAUCACUUACCGGUACAAGGCCAACUUGACACCGGAGACGUCAUUUGACGGCCUUCUUAGCGGCCGGGAAGAUUUUGCCAAGGCUUUGGAGGCGCGCUCCACCAAGAUGGGCUGGAACGGCCUCGAUGUCGGCGGCAAGCUGCGGCCGUCCGAGGACGAGGUCGCGCAGCUGGACCCGGCGUUUCGCGAGUGUUGGGCCCGCGAUUUCAAGGACCAUCCUUCGAGGCCAAUCAUGCUUCUAGUCUACUUUUACGGCUACUUUGGCGACCACGUCGCGCUGAAUGAGCCCGUGGACAACCCGGCGCACUACAUGACCAGCGGUGCGUACACGGCGUACCCUUAUUCCCGCGGCAGCGUGCACAUCACGUCUACAGACCCUCGCUCGCGAUCUGACUUUGUGACGGGUUUCCUCAAGAACCCCGUCGAUCUGACGAAGCAGGUGUGGGCGUACAAGAAGCAGCGCGAAAUCAUGCGCCGCAGCGACAAGUAUGCCGGCGAGGAGCCCACCAGCCACCCCAGAUUUCCCGAGGGCAGCAAGGCCGCAUGUCGGGAUGGCCCCGCCGUGGCAGGCGGUUUCAAGAGCAUGCAGGAUCGGGCCAGUCUGUCGCCGAUUGAGUACAGCAAGGAGGACGACCGCGCGAUCGAGGACUGGAUCCGCUCGCACAUCGAGACGGCGUGGCACUCGCUGGGUACCUGCAAGAUGGCACCACGAGAGCAGGACGGUGUGGUGGACAAGGAUCUGAAUGUGUACGGGACGCAGGGCCUGAAGGUGGCGGAUCUAUCAAUUGUGCCAGAGAAUGUAUGUGCCAACACGUACAACACGGCGCUGAUUGUCGGAGAAAAGGCUGCGGAGAUUAUCGGCCAUGAGCUUGGACUCACGGUCUAA
This is a messenger RNA of Akanthomyces muscarius, 1833 nucleotides long. RefSeq lists its product as uncharacterized. Gene Ontology annotation, molecular function: flavin adenine dinucleotide binding; oxidoreductase activity, acting on CH-OH group of donors. The record is from RefSeq and is a predicted model, not a curated record. Lineage: Eukaryota; Fungi; Ascomycota; Sordariomycetes; Hypocreales; Cordycipitaceae. Bases 1 to 1833 code for a protein of 610 amino acids. The transcript is spliced from 3 exons.